Messenger RNA from Seriola aureovittata, 3475 nucleotides. It is a transcript of the gene stard3, whose product is annotated as StAR-related lipid transfer (START) domain containing 3. NCBI's taxonomy places the organism in Eukaryota, Metazoa, Chordata, Actinopteri, Carangiformes, Carangidae. The record is from RefSeq and is a predicted model, not a curated record. Gene Ontology annotation, molecular function: cholesterol transfer activity; cholesterol binding. The transcript is spliced from 15 exons. Bases 168 to 1523 code for a protein of 451 amino acids. Gene Ontology annotation, cellular component: late endosome.
GAAACUAACUUGCAUAGAGACGAUGGUGGUUAGCCAGUAAAAGCUAACUGGAGUAGCUAGCAAAUUGUUCUCCGUCUGUCCUUUCUGGUCGUCUGCGCUUGUUUACAAGUGUUAACUGCAAUAGUGGAGCAGCGGCUCUGGGGGGAGUUUCCUGUCUCACCGCAGGAAUGCCGGGUGGAGAGUAUGGGGAGCUUGGGGGCAGUCUCCCUGCCAUCGCCUCCCUGAACGCUUCCUACUCUACUUCUCUGUCCCUCCCUUCCCCGUACCUGUUCGUACCACCUGCAGAGCGCAGGCUCAUCUCUGAUGUCCGGCGCACCUUCUGCCUCUUUGUGACGUUCGAUUUGCUCUUCAUCUCACUCCUCUGGAUUAUUGAGCUGAACAUCUCCAGCACAAUCUGGGACAGUUUAGAAAAUGAGGUUGUCCGUUAUAAGUUCAAGUCUUCCUUCUUUGACAUCUUUCUCCUCGCUGUGUUUCGUUUCCUGUGUCUACAAGUGGGUUAUGCUGCUUUUCGGUUAAAGCAUUGGUGGGUUAUUGCGAUUACCACUUUAGUGACCAGUGUCUUCCUUGUUGUCAAGGUUAUCGUAUCUAAUCUCCUAUCCCAGAAUGCCUUUGGCUAUGUUUUGCCCAUCACCUCUUUUGUGGUGGCCUGGCUGGAGACCUGGUUUCUUGACUUCAAGGUGCUCACGCAGGAAGCAGAUGACGAAAGAGCUUACCUAGCAGUGGUGAACGCAGCCUGUGAACGUGCCCCUAUGAUCUAUCCCCGCGCCGUUUCAGACGGACAGUUCUACUCUCCACCUGAAUCUGUCGCAGGCUCUGAAGAGGAUCUGGAUGAGGAGGGUCUCGGGCGCAGAGCUGUCACUGCUCAGGAGAAGGAGUACGUUAGACUGGGUCGUGAGGCCAUGUCCGUGGUGGAACAGAUCCUAGCCCAGGAGGAAAACUGGAAAUUUGAAAAAAACAAUGACAUGGGAGACUCUGUCUACACCCUGGAGAUUCCCUUCCAUGGAAAGACUUUCAUUCUCAAGGCCUUUAUGCAGUGUCAGGCUGAGCUUGUGUAUCAGGAGGUAAUUCUGCAACCAGAGAAAAUGGUCCAGUGGAACAAAACGGUUUCUGCCUGCCAGAUCCUCCAGAGGGUUGACGACAACACUCUCGUAUCAUAUGACGUCUCUGCUGGAGCAGCAGGGGGAGUUGUGUCUGCGAGGGACUUUGUUAAUGUCCGACGGGUGGAGCGCAAACGAGACUGCUACCUGUCUGCUGGCAUGGCAACCGAACAUGACGCCAAACCCCCGAGCGGUCGCUACGUCAGGGGAGAGAAUGGUCCAGGAGGAUUUGUGGUCCUCAAGUCCAGCAGUAACCCGUCCGUCUGCACUUUCAUCUGGAUCCUCAACACAGACUUGAAGGGUCGUCUGCCCCGCUACCUCAUCCACCAGAGUCUGGCCGCCACCAUGUUUGAAUUCAUGUCCCAUUUACGCCAACGUAUCGCUGACCUGCGGCCCUCUCACCGCUCCCACCACCACCUCACUUAAAACAGGAGAGACAUCAAACUGUGCCACAGCUGGUUUGGAGGUAUCACUACUGUUUUUUUUUUUUUUUUUAAAGUAUAUUGAACCCCAAAAAAAGGGGCGUAGCUGUACCCUUGUGAUGCAGCUAAGCUGAAGGGAUGUGCUACAGUAACAGAAAAGACUGCACUUCUAAGCAUUGGAGAUGUGAGACAUGUGACCGCACAUUUCAGGCACAUGAGAAGAGGAGUAAUGUGCUUGUCAAAGACAAUGUUGCUCCUUAUUAUUAAACUUCAUCAAUGUUAUUUUUUAUUUUAAGUGUGAUCACAAACAUAUUUUUGAGGUGGACCUGUAAUUAUUUCGCCAUGUCUCUCACCGUGCAAUGAGACCUGUUUUCUGAAGGCAUCUCAUGGCAGGGUGGACUUUACUCAAACAUGAAGACUCAGAUGAAGAUGGAUUGAUCCUCAGUGUGUGGGCAUCUAUUUUACUUUUUACAAAAGAACAGACGCAACGGCUUGACUGAGCCUUAUCUUACUGCACACGUUGUUAGCCAUUGAUUUGCUGCUUUUUUUUUUUUUGUCUGUUUUCACUGAAAUGGCUUAAUUAUGUUUCUCUGGUGCACCUGCCCUAAAACAAACCCACAAUUCACAGCCAUAUCUUCAAGAAACAUGUAAUUUGAAUGGGUAAAAGCUGUUUUCCACGAACUUUAUUUUCCCUAACUACACUGUGAUUAGAUGGGGAAAGAAGUCACUCGCUGUCAAAGUGCCACUAGAGGGAGACACCACUGAUCCAACCAGCGAAAGGCUCUCAGUUUGACCUCAUCUCCUGUAUCAGGGUGCAAAAAUCUAUCAGCUAACAUUAUUAGUUAUCGGCUAUUACAGAGGGUUUUUAAACACUGCGUCUGUUUUGCUCUUUGAAAUCAGGCAGGAGGUCAAACCAAGUAUCAAAUCAGGUUAGUGUUAGUUAGUGUUGCAGAUGCAUUAGCAAGCUCAGUUAAAAAAGAAAAAACCAAGAUGAUGGAACUGCUCAUAAAUUAGGAUGCUGGAUGCUGUGCACUGACUAAUGUCAUCGUUUGUGCCAUUAACCUCAAGUGGCCUUGUGGUAAAAACAAAAAACAAAAACAAAAACAAAAAAAAAGUUACUACUGUACUGAUAUGACAUUAGUACUGGGCUCCCCUCAGGCUUGAGAUGCGGUGCUGAAUGAGGGUUUUCUGUCAUUUCUUACAUAUGAAGCAUUAUAUUAUGUGUUUAAUCUUUUAAUGAUAUCACUUCCAGCUUAUUAAGUUUUCUGCACCUCAGUGUUAUGACGAACCUCAGAAAAAUGUCUGAAAUCCUGUUCAAAUUAUGUGGAGUCGAACCAAAGAGAGCAAAUUAUUCUGCUUUUUAAUCUUGAGAAAUAUGGCAUGAAGACACUUAGUCAAUAUUUCUAUGGAGCAUAUUUAUGGCUGUAACUGAUGCUGUGAAUGACCACAUCACACUCACAACAUGGCUACUACGGCUUCGAGGCAUUUUAAUUUGUCAUCUGUGGAACCCUGAAAGGAUUCUUCUUCAUGAAGUCCAGAGUAUGUGCUUAUUGAGAUUUGGCUGGGUGCUUUGUCAACAGAAUCUUUUUCUUUUCUUUUUUUUUUUUUUAGCUACUUACUGUACAGAAGGAAUGUCAAAUGAAAGUAAUUAAUGAUAUCAACAAUUUGGUGCCUUUAUCACAGUAACAUUACAUGUCGGCCUUUUCUUUUGCUUUGCAUUUAUUUUACUCUGUCAAGUCAAUGCUUCAUACCUUUCACCAAAGGUAUACUGUAUACACAUGAACCCUGCUUAGACAACUUGAGUUAGUGUUUUCCUUUAUUAUAGUUUUUGAAUGUAUUUGUCUAUAGAUUCAUCAAACAUGUUAAUUUAAAAUCAUCACAACUGACCAACAGUUUUUAUUGAGUCUUAAUCAGUGUCUUAUGUUUAAUAAAAUAUAUGAUACAACCUGUUCAUUA